Molecule: messenger RNA, 4200 nt
Organism: Sparassis crispa
Lineage: Eukaryota; Fungi; Basidiomycota; Agaricomycetes; Polyporales; Sparassidaceae
Exons: 2
Coding region: 1-4200 (1399 amino acids)
Biological process (GO): DNA integration
Molecular function (GO): zinc ion binding; nucleic acid binding
Source: RefSeq, a predicted model, not a curated record
AUGUCGAGUACUACCGAAUCUCGUGACAGCCUGUCGUCCUUGUUCCGAAUCGAGCAACUUCGCGAUGACAACUGGCUCCCAUGGAAGCGCCGUACUAUGGCGAUCUUGAGGGAGCGCGGUGUCUUGAAAUAUGUCGAUGGAACAUCGGAGAAGCCGAAGCCGGCAAAUGCAACAACACCAACGGCAGGAGAAACGGCGGUGAUCACGAAAUGGGUUGAGGGCGAUCAAAAAGCCCAGACCGUUAUCGAGCUGCUGUUGAGCGACUCGCAGAUGAUACACAUUGCGGAUGCUACAAUGGCUGCGGAGAUGUGGAACCAAUUGAAGUUAGUAAAGGAGGCGAGUGGACAACUGGGGAUAAUGGCGUACCGAAGGAAAUUCUAUCGCACAGUUGCCACGGAAGGCAGCGAUAUCGCAGCGCAUAUCACGGAGCUCCGCCGGACACAGGAGCAGCUACACAUGAUGGGUAGCAAGGUGUCGGAUGACGAAUUUCGAACGAUCCUGAUCACAUCGUUACCGGAGUCUUGGGACCAGUUCACAUCUGCGUACCUGGGUGCAACAAGCCAGAAGGACAAGUUGCCGACAUCGCAUGAAUUGAUAGCCAUCUUGCUCGAAGAAUACCGGCGCCGGCGAGAGAAAGGCGGUGCCGACGAGUCUGCGCUGGCAGCACGCGGGCGGUGGACCCAGCCAAAGAAUACCGCACAGGGCGGAACGGACAGGAAGUCCGACGCGGAGUGCUGGAAUUGCCACAAGCGUGGACACACUCAACAUGAGUGUUGGUCGAAAGGUGGCAACAAGGCGGGUCAGGGACCGCGAAGUAAAAAAGAAGGCCGUGCGCAGGCGCACACGAACCAGGCACAGUCAACAAAUGACGUGCUGCGAGAUGUCGCGUUCCGCACAGACGAGGCAACCUGUGCCGGGCAACAAUUUAGUAACUAUGUGCCGCUUGAGGCCUCUUCGAUUGCCAGGAUCGGAGACCAGAGUGUGCGCGCUCUCGGGCGUGGCACUGUGGAAGUCAAUAGCAGGAUCAGAGGCAACACAUGUACUUUUUGCUUGAAAGAUGUCCUGUACGCACCGAAAGCGACAAAUAAUUUGGUGUCGCUGAGCCGCCUGGAUGAAGCGGGUGGACACUUUGAUGGCGGUGCCGGAGGAAUAAUGCUGCGAGAAAGCAGCGGCCACAUCAUCGCGCAAGGCCGAAAAGUCGGCCGAUUGUACUUGCUCAACAUGCGGGCCAAGGCUGCUAUGCCGAGUGAAGAGCACGCGAACAUUGCGCGCGACGAUAGCGACUCGUGGGAGUCGUGGCACCGGAGAUAUGGACACCUGGGAUUCACAGGGUUAGAGAAGCUCUACAAGGAAAACUUGGUGGAGGGACUCACCGUUGAUGAAAACUCGAUGCCACUGACACAGUGCGAAGCCUGCAUACAAGCUAAGCAGGCGCGUCGUGCAUACCCGAAGGAGGCGGAGGACCACUCCCAGAUGCCAGGCGAGUUGACGCAUAGUGACGUCUGGGGCCCCGCACGUGUAGUAUCGAUCGCCGGAUCGCGUUACUACAUAUCGUUCACGGACGACUGCACGCGGAGGUGCCAAGUCCUGUUCAUGAAACAUAAAAGUGAGGCUUUUGAAAAAUUGAAAGAAUACCUCACCUUUAUUGAACGACGCUUCGGGCACCUGCCGAAGAUCGUGCGUGUUGACAAUGGGUCCGAGUACAUCAAUAAAAACCUGAAAGGGUGGUGCCGUGAGAAAGGAAUUGAGCUGCAAACAACAGCACCAUACUCACCUUCGCAGAAUGGUGUAGCUGAGCGAUUUAAUCGCAUGCUAUUGGAGCUUGCUCGCGCAAUGUUGAUUGCGAGGAAGCUUCCAAACUUCCUCUGGGCGGAAGCUGUUGCAUACACAGCAUACCUGCGAAAUCGAGCGCCGACGAAAGCACUGCGCGGGAAAACUCCGGAAGAGGCGUGGACGGGCAAGAAGCCCAAUGUCGCGCACCUACGAGAAUUUGGGUCAGAUGUCUGGAUUCUGACGGAAGGCCAGAAUCUCUCGAAACUUGAGCCAAAGUCGAAGAAACACACCUUUGUAGGUUUUGCUGAUGGCCCGAAGGCCGUGCGCUACUACGAUGUGGGUGCGCGCUCGAUCCGAGUCUCGCGAAAUUUUGUAUUCGUGGAUGCCCCGAACCCAGCAAGCAAUGUUCCUGUACAUCAGCUUGAUGACAGUGACAGGCUGCCGCUUGAGGGGGAGUCAGGGGGAGCUGUCAAGCAGCAGCCUCCCACAUCUGCAUCAAAACCAGCAUCAGUACCUGUCAAAGCUGAUCAGUCUAACAAGAAACACGAUGGAAACUACAUUACAGAGGAAGACUUACCUCCCGAGAUACAGGAGAGCAUGCGAGAGCGACCGACAUUCUUGCCUGCACCCCCGAAGAUCCCUCUUCGUCGUACGACCCGCGCUACGCAGGACCACGACUAUCGAAGGAUGGAUAACCCCCGCGCGCAGCCCGCGAAGUCGCGCGAGCCGCCGGGAGUGCCGAAAGAGAACGCACCUGGUGAGAGUGCGAAAGUCGCCGUGACGCCCGAAGAAUUUGAAGAGAUCGCGCAGGCGCUGUAUGCGACAGCACUGGCAUCGGGCGACAGAACGGCGAGUGCGGGAGAUGAGCCGCGAAGCCUCGCGGAGGCCCAAGCCUCUCCGGAAUGGCCAGAAUGGGAAAAGGCUGUAAAAGCGGAAUAUGAUCAGUUGCAGGGCAUGGGGACUUGGGAGCUACAAGACUUACCAAAAGAUCGAAAUGCUGUGGGCUGCAAGUGGGUCUUCCAGAGGAAAACCAACAAGGAGGGUCAGGUUGUCAAGUACAAAGCCAGAUUGGUGGCACAGGGGUACUCACAGAUCCCAGGGAUGGAUUUCCUUGAAACCUUUGCCCCUGUAGUUCGUCUUGAGUCCAUCAGGGCCAUCCUAGCAUUAGCAGUAGUUAAUAACUGGGAAAUAGGCCAGAUGGAUGUUAAGGGAGCUUACCUGAAUGGAGACCUCCAGGAGGAGAUCUACAUGCGACAGCCAGAAGGCUUCGAUGACGGAAGUGGACGCGUUUGUCGACUCCGCAAGACGCUCUACGGACUAAAGCAGUCCGGGCGCGAAUGGAACUGCAAGCUGCAUCGCGAGCUGACGGAGCUCGGGUACAAGCGGCUGGAGGCAGAUCCAUGUGUAUACCUGCGGGAGCGAAAGGAAGGAGAAGUUCAGAUUAUCACGGUAUGGGUGGAUGACUUACUGUUAUUCACCAACUCUCCGAAGCUCAUGGAGGAGCUCAAGCGCGACCUGCAGGACCUCUUCGAAGUCACGGACCUUGGUGAGCCGCAGAAAAUUGUUGGGAUUGAAAUCGAGCGAGAUAGGGAAGCGGGAAAAAUCCAAAUCUCGCAACAGCACUACAUCGAGAGCAUUCUCAAGCGAUACCAGCUUGAGAACGCCAACGCUGUAGGGAUGCCGCUCGAUCCGAAUGUGGCGUUCACGGCAGAGGACGAGAACGAGGAGGCGGACGACCGUUUGGCGGGAGGUUACGCGUCGAUGGUGGGAUCGCUGAUGUACGCAGCAGUGGGAACAAGGCCAGAUAUUUCCUAUGCUGUGCAAACGCUGAGCAAAUAUACAGCGUGCCCACGACCUGUCCAUUGGACAGUGGCAAAACGCGUUCUACGGUACCUCGCAGGAACACGUGACUUGCACGUCACGUACACGCGACGCGAUUCGGACGCGCCGAACGGAAAUAUAAUAGGAGGAUAUACGGACGCGGAUUAUGCAUCAGAUCAUGACCGAAAAUCAGUCUCGGGUCAUGUCUUUUACUUGGGAGGUGGAGCCGUAGCAUGGAGUUCGAAGAAACAAACAACAACGGCAACAUCCUCGACAGAAGCCGAGUAUACAGCACUCGCGCACGCGACACGUCAAGCAAUAUGGCUGCGAAACUUACUGGCAGAACUCGGGUUUGCACAAGAAGAACCCACAGAAAUUUAUUGUGAUAACCAGGCAGCGAUCGCGAUAGCACGCGACCCGCAGUAUCACGCGCGGUCAAAGCACUUUGACGUGCAGAAUCAUUUCGUGCGCGAAAAGGUGGAAAAUGGUAUUAUUCAAUUGUGCUACUGUCCUACAGAUGAGAUGGUAGCAGAUGUAUUUACUAAGGCCCUACCCAAGCCUAAGCACCAAAAGUUCACAUUGGAACUUGGGAUGCUUCCGGCUUGA